AUGCGAACACGCAGCGUUCCGAAGCGCAAAGCGCCAGCAUGCACGCACGUCAGUAUGGAGCGCAUUCCGCUCAACGUUUCCGAAGGCUUCUCUUGCCCCAGCUGUGGCAACUACCGAGCACUGGGUUUUCUUUACAUCUGUCGCCAGGAGCGUGACAUGGCCUAUCUCGAGCACCACGCAGCAGAUGAGCCGGAUGCGAAUUAUUCGGCUAAGUCGCCAUUGCGCCGGGAGAUGGAGCACAUUGGCCUGAGCGAGAGCGUCAUUGUGACCGCGGAACAAGGUCUCUACACAGAUCAGCAACUUGAGAAGCUGAAGGUGAAGAAGACGGAGCUCAACGGAGUCAUUGCAGGAGCGCUACAGGCCGCUCCGAUGAGGGAAGCCAUCGUGCAUGUGUCCGUCAACGCGCUUGAACCGCCGAAUAAUGAUGGAGCGCUCAAUAGCCUCCCCGAAGUAGUCGAGGACGAAGUCCGACCCCUCGAACCCACUGAGGCAAACUUGUUGCCAAUCAAGUCUGCGCAGAUCAUGAAGCACAUCUCUUGUCGUCCGAUACCCACUACGCUGUGCAUCCCAACAGAUGAAAACACACCAAGCACGCUUCUAGUAUCCUCCGGUUUCUCUGACGAUUCGCAUUCUACGCCCUCGCAAUCCAGCGUCUACACCUACAAGACCACGCAAUCCGAGAUUGACACGCUAAACACUACCCGCCGUCACCGCCGCCGCUUCUACAAGAUGGGCCGUCGUUCCUCGUUUGACAUUGGUCGAGAUCUCUCGCGUGAACUACCGCUAUUUUCCCGUCGAGGACUCAAGGAAGCGUUCAAGGGCGUCUUCCGCACUACGGCGCGAGAUUCGAGCUCAUCAGGCUCCAACAUUACGCUCCCUAUGCCGCAUACCGCCGCUGCUAGAGACUCGGGCAAUGCGUCGGCGAUGGGCGAGUUUGAUAUGGGAGCAUUGCGCCGCGUGAAGCGCCAGAAAGAUCGUUUUGACUUGAAGCAGGAGCACAAGCACGGUGAUCAUACAUACGGACAAAACAACCCGAACUAUGUGCUUAGGCGCCAAUUCUCGAGCAGUGGUGAGUCAGACAGCUCGGGCUCGAUGCAUUCGGUCUACUCGUGCGUGUCUGAGGGGAGCGAGGUAGAGGUGGAAGGCGGUGUGGCACUGACAGAGGAAGCGGUGGAGACGCAUACGCCGAACAUCAUCAGCGACCCAGAGAGCAUCAUGACGCAGCUUUAA
Messenger RNA from Didymosphaeria variabile, 1230 nucleotides. RefSeq lists its product as uncharacterized. The transcript has 3 exons. Bases 1 to 1230 code for a protein of 409 amino acids. NCBI's taxonomy places the organism in Eukaryota, Fungi, Ascomycota, Dothideomycetes, Pleosporales, Didymosphaeriaceae. The record is from RefSeq and is a predicted model, not a curated record.